This is a messenger RNA of Ostrinia nubilalis (European corn borer), 1513 nucleotides long. It is a transcript of the gene NGR-A24, whose product is annotated as tachykinin-like peptides receptor 99D. The record is from RefSeq and is a predicted model, not a curated record. Gene Ontology annotation, cellular component: plasma membrane. The transcript has 12 exons. Gene Ontology annotation, molecular function: tachykinin receptor activity. NCBI's taxonomy places the organism in Eukaryota, Metazoa, Arthropoda, Insecta, Lepidoptera, Crambidae. Bases 207 to 1460 code for a protein of 417 amino acids. Gene Ontology annotation, biological process: G protein-coupled receptor signaling pathway.
CGGCGAGACACUGGCCGCGCGCCCGUCCUCCUUCGACGAUAAAGUUUACUUUUAAAAAUUCGGAAGUUUGUGAACAAAGUGUACAUUGGUGUAAUAAUGAAUGAACUUGACACGGUGUGAAAUUAUGUCGUAUCUCAAACAAGAAUUCAAAACUUUUUGAACAACGAAGCAACUCCGCGGCAUAUUGAGGUGUCGCCCAUGCCACCAUGUUGGACGAGCUGGGUCCGACGGCGGCGUCCAACCUCUCCACCGCGAACAACGAACACCACUACUACGUCACGUUCUACGAUGAGGUCGCCGAUAGGUACCUCAAUAACAGCCAGAACAGCACGCAGGGCUACCAAUCCUUCAUCCUGCCAUGGUGGAGGCAGGUGUUGUGGACGGUGCUCUUCGCCGGCAUGGUGGUGGUGGCCACCGUGGGAAACCUCGUCGUCAUUUGGAUAGUGCUAGCCAAUAAACGGAUGAGGAGUGUCACCAAUUAUUUCUUGGUGAACCUGUCGGUGGCAGACGCGAUGGUGUCGACCUUGAACGUGACCUUCAACUUCACCUACAUGCUCAACUCCGACUGGCCCUUCGGCCACUUCUACUGCAAGUUCUGCCAGUUCAUAGCGGUGCUCAGCAUAUCGGCUUCGGUGUUCACACUCAUGGCUAUUAGUAUAGACAGGUACGUGGCCAUAAUGAGCCCACUAAGACCACGGUUGGGCAAGCGGGCCACUCUUGGGAUUGCUGCCGCCAUCUGGGCAGGCUCAUCUGUGAUCAGCAGUCCGAACCUAAUCUACUUCACCACAGACACGGACGUGUUACCCGACGGCAGUGCGAGGCGCGUGUGCUUCGGAGAGUGGCCCGACGGUAUCACCACUAGGUCCAACCUCGAAUAUGUGUACAACGUCGCGUUCAUGGUGUUAACAUACUUCCUGCCGAUCAUGUCGAUGUCAUACACCUAUUCCCGUGUGGGUCUGGAGCUAUGGGGCUCGCAGUCCAUUGGAGAGUGUACACAAAGGCAGCUGGACAACGUGAAGAGCAAACGGAGGGUAGUGAAGAUGAUGAUUGUGGUCGUGGUGAUAUUCGCGGUGUGCUGGCUGCCGUUCCACGUGUACUUCCUCGUGACGUCAUACUACCCGGACAUAGUGAACUACGCGCAUAUCCAGGAGAUAUACCUGGCUAUCUACUGGUUAGCGAUGAGCAACUCCAUGUACAACCCCAUCAUCUACUGUUGGAUGAAUUCCAAAUUCCGGCGUGGCUUCAAGCAGUUCUUCUGGUGCUGCGGCGCGUUCGGCGGCGGCGGGCUGAGCCGGCAUCGGCCGUUCGGCGCCGACCGCCUGGACCGCUCCAUGCGCUCACUGUCGCCGAGCCGGAAGAACGGUACGAGUAUAUUCAAGGUGACGUCGAAAUCUUCCAAAUUCAGCAAAAAGCCGCCGGGCUCCCCCCACUUGCUGCAUGCAAAUAAAAUACGAAAAUAGGAGUCAGGGUACGAUCCGCAUCUCGAUGCACAGCACGUACAACAACACGCUGG